This is a messenger RNA of Aplysia californica (California sea hare), 457 nucleotides long. Its product is annotated as MAM and LDL-receptor class A domain-containing protein 1. Gene Ontology annotation, molecular function: metalloendopeptidase activity. The record is from RefSeq and is a predicted model, not a curated record. The transcript is spliced from 2 exons. Lineage: Eukaryota; Metazoa; Mollusca; Gastropoda; Aplysiida; Aplysiidae. The coding region runs from base 2 to 457 and encodes 151 amino acids. Gene Ontology annotation, cellular component: membrane. Gene Ontology annotation, biological process: proteolysis.
CAUGCACUAUUCGGCCUACAUUUUCGCCGUGGACGGCUCAAAGCCAACCAUCACACCCAAACCCAACCUGGCUAAAGGUCAACAACUGGGUCAACGUCUUCGUCUGAGCACUCUGGACGUGAAGAGAAUCCAGUUGCUGUACGGAUGCUCCGUGGACACAGGUCACAUCACAGUUCCCGCCAACACCCAGCUGCUCAUUGACUGCACCUUCGAGACUGGCAUGUGCAAUCUGAUUCAGGAUUCUCACGACGACUUCCAGUGGAACCGACGUCACGGCAGCACGCCCACGUCCGGCACCGGGCCCAACGGAGACCACACCAACGGCGUCGGCUACUACGUGUACACAGAGUCCAACAGACACGUCAACAAAUACGCCAGACUCAAGUCCCAGUCACUGCCCGCAGGUCAGUCUUGGCGGAAGAAUUCUCGCAUUUCAUUCAUAAAAAGUGUGGGGUAG